AUGUCUGUUUCUGCAACUCCCUCGAAGCAAGUGGCAGCCGACCUAGCCAAGAUUGACAUGAGUGCGUCGCCUACCAAGACCAGGAUGGCCCUCAAGCCCAAGGAGGCGGCCGCUGAGCCAGCCACGGACGACUACCUGUACGGCAAGUUUGUCGGCGAGGUCGACCUUGCCGAGGAGGACGAGCCGCUGCUGAAGGAGAACAAGUCGCGCUUUGUCCUCUUCCCGAUCCGCUACCACGAGAUCUGGCAGAUGUACAAGAAGGCCGAGGCCUCGUUCUGGACCGCCGAGGAGAUGGACCUCUCGAAGGACUUGCACGACUGGGACCACCGCAUGAACGACAAUGAGCGCCACUUUGUGAGCCACGUCCUGGCCUUCUUUGCUGCUUCGGACGGUAUCGUCAACGAGAACCUGGUCGAGCGCUUCAGCGCCGAGGUGCAGGCCGCCGAGGCCCGCUGCUUCUACGGCUUCCAGAUCAUGAUGGAGAACAUCCACUCGGAGACGUACUCGCUCCUCAUCGACACGUACAUCCGCGAGCCGGAGCAGCGUGAGUUUCUCUUCAACGCUAUCGAGACGAUCCCCGUCGUCAAGCAGAAGGCCGAGUGGGCCCUGCGCUGGAUCUCGGACAGGCGCGCCUCGUUCUCGGAGCGCCUUGUGGCCUUUGCCGCCGUCGAGGGCAUCUUUUUCUCGGGCUCGUUUGCCUCCAUCUUCUGGCUCAAGAAGCGCGGCCUCAUGCCUGGUCUGUCGUUCUCGAACGAGCUCAUCUCGCGCGAUGAGGGCCUGCACACCGACUUUGCCUGUCUCCUGUUCAGCCACCUGAAGAAGCGUGCGCACCCUGACACAGUGAACCGCAUCAUCACCGAGGCUGUGGCCAUUGAGCAGGACUUUUUGACUGACGCCUUGCCUGUUUCGCUGAUCGGCAUGAACGCGCGCCUCAUGUGCCAGUACAUUGAGUUUGUGGCGGACCGCCUGCUCGUCAACCUCGGCAACCCGAAGCACUACAACUCGACGAACCCCUUCGACUUUAUGGAGAACAUCUCGCUCCAGGGCAAGUCGAACUUUUUCGAGCGCCGCGUUGCCGACUAUGCCAAGGCCGGCGUGGCCAAGGACGAAGAGACGGUGCAGAACCCCAGUGCCCACACGUUUAGCCUCGAAGAGGACUUUUAG
This is a messenger RNA of Malassezia sympodialis ATCC 42132, 1164 nucleotides long. It is a transcript of the gene RNR2, whose product is annotated as ribonucleotide-diphosphate reductase subunit RNR2. The record is from RefSeq and is a predicted model, not a curated record. Gene Ontology annotation, biological process: deoxyribonucleotide biosynthetic process. Gene Ontology annotation, molecular function: oxidoreductase activity. Lineage: Eukaryota; Fungi; Basidiomycota; Malasseziomycetes; Malasseziales; Malasseziaceae.